CCGCGCAAGAAAAUAGGAGAGGUCGGAAAGAAAGAGCCCCUAUUCCAACAUACAAAUACCAACUUCACACGCAAACCCGCACUCUCCCUUCGCAAUGUUCGCCCACAAGCUCAAACGGGAUGCACCAACCCGUCCCACCUCCGAAAUGCCCCUCCCCUUCCUCCCCUUCGUCUUCCUCGCCCACUUCACCCAAACAGUAACCUCCGUCCUCACAACCGAAGCUCACCGCACAACCGCAACCCUCACCUCCCACCUCGAAGGGCUCCGCCUCCAGGCCCGCGGGCCCGAACACUCCUUCCACCACUUCCCCCUCCUCCCCGCCGAGCUCCGCCUCAAAAUCUGGCAACACGCCUGCGACCACCCGCGGACCCUCCUCGCAACCCACGCCCCGAACCCGGCCUUGCUCGCCGUGAACCGCGAGGCGAGGUACGAGGCCCUACGGCGGUACACCCUCGUGAGGCUAAACACUUGGGGCGACAGGCGGAUCUACAUUGACUUUUUGCGGGACAGCAUCGCCGUGGUGGAGGGCAAGGGGGGUGGCGGGUUCCCCAUCCGCGGGGCGAGGCAUGUCAUCGUCGUGUGCGAGGAGCCGUUUCGAAACCCGGGGUCGUGGUUGAAGUGUCGGUAUCGUGCUGGGCUGGAGACGUUGACGCUGGUGUUGAGCGGGACGAAGACGGGCGGCGGCAGGGUUCUUGCGCCGCUUCCUGAGAUUCGGGAGUUGUGUACGCCCGAGGAGGUUCAGGCGAGGCUUGGGUACGAGAAGGAGGAGGCGGAGAGGAUAGGGGAGGAGGUCAGGACGUUGGCGGAGGGGUGGGGGAACACGCGGAUCCGUGUGGGGGAGUUUGUCUAGGUUUCCCAGAGACGGAGACGGAGGACGAGGAUGAAGCGUAAUGAUCUUAUCCGACACGAC
Messenger RNA from Colletotrichum phormii, 910 nucleotides. RefSeq lists its product as uncharacterized. The transcript has a single exon. NCBI's taxonomy places the organism in Eukaryota, Fungi, Ascomycota, Sordariomycetes, Glomerellales, Glomerellaceae. The record is from RefSeq and is a predicted model, not a curated record. The coding region runs from base 95 to 850 and encodes 251 amino acids.